Molecule: messenger RNA, 1030 nt
Organism: Nematolebias whitei (Rio pearlfish)
Lineage: Eukaryota; Metazoa; Chordata; Actinopteri; Cyprinodontiformes; Rivulidae
Gene: timm10
Product: translocase of inner mitochondrial membrane 10 homolog (yeast)
Exons: 3
Coding region: 265-531 (88 amino acids)
Biological process (GO): protein insertion into mitochondrial inner membrane
Cellular component (GO): mitochondrial inner membrane
Source: RefSeq, a predicted model, not a curated record
GGAGGACGGUGAGGAAGAGGAAGUGGACGUACUGGUUUUCUCCCCAGAAAAGGGGCCCCCAGUUACAGCGUGUGCAGACGGACUGAGCAGCGUAGUCACCGUUUCAGGUGAUGAGGAGGAAGACGAGGACGACAUAGACGUGACAGACUUUGAAGGUUACGGGAGGAGCAGCGGUUGUUUCUUCUCCAAGUGUCCACAGGAGAGGCUCAGAGGGACGGCGUGGCAGCGGUGGAGGCCGGCUGAGAGCACCGAGAGGCGGACAACAUGGAUCCCAUGAAGGCGCAGCAGCUAGCGGCGGAGCUGGAGGUGGAGAUGAUGGCUGACAUGUACAACCGGAUGACGAACGCCUGCCACAGGAAGUGCGUCCCGCCACAUUACAAGGAGGCGGAGCUGACGAAGGGCGAGUCCGUGUGCCUGGACCGCUGCGUGGCCAAAUACCUGGACCUUCACGAGAGACUGGGACGCAAGCUCACGGAGCUCUCGGUCCAAGACGAGGAGAUGAUGAGGAAGGCGGCUGUCGGGAGCGGAUAGAGACCCCGAUGACGUGGAGAAAGAUGAGGGAUGGGAUUUAACAUGAAAGACUUGGUAAGAGGGGGUGGGGUUAAUAAAACCAACGUUGAGGGUCCACGAGGAUGAACUACCUCUGGGUUUGCAUCAGAGGUUGGAGCAGUAAUGGGAGGAAUCCCAGUCCAGCCUCUUCAGAACAGUUUCACCUCCAGCGUUUUGUCUCGGGACGUCACCUGCCGAGACGGAACUGCACAGAAGAAACACCCGGAGCACGCGCUUCGAUUUCCGAGUCCUAAUUAUCGUCUGUUGUCGAGCCACGAAACCUCAGUGUCUCUGUGUUGUCAUCACAUUUGUCCUACUAACAAGUUGAAGACCUUCAAGAAGAGAAUCUAAUUUUUACCGUUUCUCUGUAUUUUGCUUCCAAAAACUGGAUUUGAGAAUGAUUAUUUAAAGUAAUGGUUCCCAACCAUGGCCCUUGAGGAACACCAUCCUGCAUGUUUUAGUUGUUUCUCUGCUUUAACAC